AUGGCUACAGAGCUCAACGGUGCCAACGGCACCAACGGCACCAGCUCCAAUGGCAGGAAGACUCACUCCAAGGCGCUCUCCCGAAAGUUGUCGAGCCCGAUGAUGCCAGCAUUCAUGGUGUCCGCGCCCGCCAAGGUCAUCCUUUUCGGAGAGCACGCGGUCGUUCAUGGCAAGCCUGCCAUUGCCGCUGCGUUAUCCCUCCGAUCAUAUCUCCUCGUCACCACGCUGUCGAAAUCGAAGCGCACAGUGUCCUUGAUCUUCCCCGACGUCGACAUGUCACACACGUGGAAUAUCGACGCCCUGCCGUGGGCGGCCUUCUCGCACCCGUCCAAGAAAAAGUAUUACUACGAUCUUGUCACCACCCUCGACCCGGAGCUCCUUGAUGCUAUCCAGCCUCACCUGGUCGAUAUCUCCACGGACAAGCCAGAAGCCGUCCAGAAAAUUCACAGAAAUUCUGCGCUGUCAUUUCUGUACAUCUUUCUGUCGCUGGGGAACCAGACAUUUCCUGGUUGUUCAUACACUCUACGAUCCACAAUACCGAUCGGACAAGGGUUGGGGAGUAGUGCGUCCAUUGCGGUCUGUCUCGCGGGGGCCUUACUACUGCAGCUGCGGGCGCUGUCUGGGCCACAUCCUGACCAGCCAGAGGAGGAGGCGAGGCUACAACUGGAGCGGAUCAACAGAUGGGCAUUUGUGGGCGAGAUGGCCAUGCACGGGAACCCGUCUGGCGUCGACAACACGGUAGCUACACAGGGCAAGGCUGUUGUUUUCCAGCGGACCGACUACGGCAAGCCGCCAUCCGUCCGCCCGCUCUGGGACUUCCCGGAGCUGCCCCUGUUGCUGGUGGACACGAAGCAGCCCAAGUCUACGGCAUUCGAAGUGGCCAAGGUUGGCGCACUGAAGGAGAAGCAUCCCAAGCUCGUGGGCAGCAUCCUUGAUACGAUUGACAAGAUCACGAGGACAGCAGAGUCUCUGAUGGACGAAGAAGAUUUCGACAGUGAGGAGCUGGAGAGCCUGCAGAAGGUAGGCGAGCUGAUGACCCUAAACCACGGGCAGCUCAUGUCCCUGGGCGUCUCACACCCACGGCUGGAGAGGAUACGAGCGCUGGUGGAUCAUGAGGGCAUCGGGUGGACGAAACUCACAGGUGCCGGAGGCGGCGGCUGCUCCAUCACACUGUUACGGCCGGAUGCAAAAGAAAAGUUGCACCGGCUUGAUGAGCAGUUAUGCGAAGAGGGCUACGAGAAAUUCGAGACGACACUUGGUGGUGACGGUGUCGGCGUCCUUUACCCCGCCGUGAUCAAGAAUGGUCUAGACGAGGACGAGGAGGGCGGGAUGGAGAUCGACCUAGAGCGUUUCCUCGACGCCGAGGAUAAUGAAGCCGUGGAAAGACUGGUAGGAGUUCACGGGGGCGGUGGUGAAAGAGAGGGCUGGAAGUUCUGGAGGGUUGAGUCACACUAG
Molecule: messenger RNA, 1455 nt
Organism: Cryphonectria parasitica EP155
Lineage: Eukaryota; Fungi; Ascomycota; Sordariomycetes; Diaporthales; Cryphonectriaceae
Product: putative Erg12
Exons: 2
Coding region: 1-1455 (484 amino acids)
Biological process (GO): ergosterol biosynthetic process; isoprenoid biosynthetic process
Cellular component (GO): cytoplasm
Molecular function (GO): mevalonate kinase activity; ATP binding
Source: RefSeq, a predicted model, not a curated record